This is a messenger RNA of Pollicipes pollicipes, 1733 nucleotides long. RefSeq names its product F-box only protein 21. The transcript is spliced from 9 exons. Gene Ontology annotation, molecular function: protein binding. The record is from RefSeq and is a predicted model, not a curated record. Lineage: Eukaryota; Metazoa; Arthropoda; Thecostraca; Pollicipedomorpha; Pollicipedidae. The coding region runs from base 57 to 1733 and encodes 558 amino acids.
AUCUGCUGAGCUUGGAAUCUACUCUCGACAUUUGAAACAGCGCACGUGGUUGUUGAAUGCUGCUGAUGGAUGCUACGGAGUUUUCGAACGAAAAGAACGUGAUGCAUUGGCUCAGUGGAGAGCAGACUGCAGACACGUCCCUGCUUUCCCUGCCAACGGAAAUUUUGGAACACAUCUUGUGUUUCCUGAGCGUAGAAGAUCUUGCUUCUGUGUCACAAGUGUGCAAGAGGCUUAAUGAUGUCCAUACUUCAGAGAAAGUAUGGAAGUUUGGAUUCGAGUCCAGGUACCCGCGCUUGUUGCAGCCCUCGUGCCGACCUGCCCUGCUGCGCGUGUUUGAGCGGUGCGGCCGCAGCUGGCGGCGUACUGCGAGGUUCCGCGCCUCGGCUGGCCACCACCUGCGCACGGCCCUAGCCAAGACGGCCGACAGAUGCUACUCAGUCCACUGCCUGCCGGACCCCGCCAUGGAAGAGUUCCGCAAGCUGGUGCCCGUCCAUGGUACCCUUUUUAAUCGGGAUGCCCUUCUGGAGGUCAUCUAUCCCUGCCAACACUGUCCGGAUGAUGACCUGUCUCUGCGCUACUAUGCGCGGAUGCUGUUCCGCGAGAUCCAGCGAGACGUCGUGCUGCUGCCCAUGUUCCGGGAGUACAUGCAGCGCCCAGCGCAGCAUGUGAACGUGCCCGAAGCCUUUUAUCUGAUGAGCCUCUGGAUGGUUCCGGAGCAAACCAACAACCGAGAGUCCAAUCUUAAGGCCUGCUACAUCAAGGUCGCCGGCCUGGUUUUGGACGAGCUUCGUCGGAAGCUCCCGGAGCACCCGGCCGCCGCCUGGGAUACGUGCAAAAAGAACCCGUUCGGACCUUCGCUGUGGACGGACGACCAGACACUGAUGCUCCUGGACGUGCUGAACAUCGUGCUGUAUGACCAGCUUGCCCUGAUGAAGGAUGAAGAGCCGGCGUACGCACCGGCUGCCGAGCUGAACACACUGGUGCUCUACCUUCGUCGCCACCUCCACUGUGCCGGCUCCGGGACGCAGACUGUAAUGGGGACGGUCUACUCCUCGGUAGCUGGCAUGCUGGGUGUCAACCUCCACAAUGUGCAGUUCCCGCAUAGCUCGAUGAUCUGCUGGCACCGAACGGACAGUGAAGAGUACCUGUUCAUCGACGUUUUCCGUCGCGGCAUGCAGCUAUCUAGGGAGCAGGUGUUGGAGGAGUUGAAUGCUGUACAUCCGGACAUGGACCUUCAGAUGCUGGAACCCUUUCCCAGAGCAGGGCUGCUGGGCCGCCUGAUCAAUGGCGCCACCCAUCCGGAAGCCCGCCGGCCAGGGACUGGCUUCGACCUGGUCUCGUUUGAGACACUGGCCUGCUGGGCUCGCAGCGACUGCCGCCUGGACAUGGCUGCGCUCGACGACCUGAUGUCCGCUGUGGCUCGCUCCAGACCGAUGUACGCACGCCGCCUGCUGCAGCAAUUCGUCGAGGCUAACGGCGUGUUACUGGCGGAGAACGAAAGGCGUGGCUUGGAAGUACUCAUGAAGCACUUCAAGAGGAUGUAUAAACGGCUGACGCGCUCCCUGGAUGAACAAGAGGCCAUAGUCCAGGAACUGGUGAACCUCCGCGCGGCAGACCGAGCAGCGGGCGACUAUCCGAGGCAGUUCGGCGUCGGUGAUGUCGUCACGUACGGCAACGGGCACCUGGCUGUGGUGUACGGCUGCUCACCAUACUACGAGGUCUCACAGGUAUGA